AUGAUGCGCCGGUGUGUGAUGCAAGCGCGGACCUUCGCGACCAAGAAGGGCGCCGCCGCCACGGAGAAGCGUGGCGCCAAGUCGGCCAAAUUCAAGGCCACGGCCAAGAAGAACGACAAGGGCACCGACUCGGGCAAGUACGACGUCAUGCUCCGUGCGCUCAAGGGCCGCGACAUCCCGGCGCCGGAGUGGACCGAGGCCGAGAAGCAGGAGCACUUUGAGAUUGGCCGCAAGUACAACUCGAUGACGUCGAUCCGCCACAACGCGCUCAUGAAGGACCUCCAGCUCAAGAUCAACUUGAAGUGGGAAGCCAUCAACGCGCUCCCGACGCCCGAGUUGAGAGCAGAGGCGCUUGUCGAGGACUUUUCGCUCGUGCCCAUGACCCGCGGCUUCCCGACGUGGACGCCGCCGAUCCCGGGCUUCAAGCGCUUCCGCGACGACUAA
This is a messenger RNA of Saprolegnia parasitica CBS 223.65, 444 nucleotides long. RefSeq lists its product as hypothetical. The transcript has 2 exons. The record is from RefSeq and is a predicted model, not a curated record. Bases 1 to 444 code for a protein of 147 amino acids. NCBI's taxonomy places the organism in Eukaryota, Oomycota, Saprolegniomycetes, Saprolegniales, Saprolegniaceae. Gene Ontology annotation, cellular component: mitochondrial large ribosomal subunit; mitochondrial ribosome.